AUGGAUAACAAUCAACGGUAUAACCUCCGUUCGUCCGCUCAACAGCAGCCAGCUCCCGGUAUGACUACGUCAUUACAUUCCUCCUCGACGACUACGAGUGUCGCUGCCAAUACCAGUGCGUUUGCGACAUCGAGUACGAACAUAUCCUCGCUACCGACAACAGCAACAACAACAAUGUCGAAUAUGGCACAAUCACAAUACCCGGCCUUUGCGUAUGGCGGAGUCGGGAAUCCUCAGCAGCCGGCAUUUGGCAACAAUCAGACACGGCAGCAACAACAUCUGCAACAGCAAAUACAACAGCAACAUGCCCAAACAGAAGCCAUACAAGCACAAGAAGCACAGGCAAUGGGCGAGGACGGCGCAUCCGCCACUGCGCCUUUCUUGCGGGACUUCACCCUAGUUGCCGAGGCUGUCAAGCGAGUGCAGAUGGAUGCGGUCAUGACCGAGAUGGAGAGCAUCACUCUAUAG
Molecule: messenger RNA, 468 nt
Organism: Talaromyces rugulosus
Lineage: Eukaryota; Fungi; Ascomycota; Eurotiomycetes; Eurotiales; Trichocomaceae
Exons: 1
Coding region: 1-468 (155 amino acids)
Source: RefSeq, a predicted model, not a curated record